Molecule: messenger RNA, 1916 nt
Organism: Coregonus clupeaformis (lake whitefish)
Lineage: Eukaryota; Metazoa; Chordata; Actinopteri; Salmoniformes; Salmonidae
Product: adenylosuccinate synthetase isozyme 1 B
Exons: 13
Coding region: 92-1441 (449 amino acids)
Biological process (GO): IMP metabolic process; 'de novo' AMP biosynthetic process
Cellular component (GO): cytoplasm
Molecular function (GO): GTP binding; adenylosuccinate synthase activity
Source: RefSeq, a predicted model, not a curated record
CCGGACUCAGACUUGAGGGGGAAUUUUUCCAAUCAGAUAGGCCUACGGCUUGUCGUUUCUACUGCGCUCAGUGCACUAGUGUAGGCUAAACAUGUCUCACAAAGCUUGUUACACAAGCCCCGGAGCUGGGGGUAAGCGACCCCGUAACGACACAGGGAACAAGUUGACAGUUGUACUUGGUGCACAGUGGGGCGAUGAAGGGAAGGGAAAAGUGGUCGACUUGUUGGCGACAGAGUCGGACAUCAUUUGCAGAUGCCAGGGCGGUAACAAUGCAGGUCACACGGUGGUCGUGGAUGGGAAGGAAUAUGACUUCCACCUCCUCCCCAGCGGGAUCAUCAACUCCAAAGCUCUUUCUGUGAUCGGCAAUGGUGUGGUCAUUCAUCUGCCAGGCUUGUUUGAAGAAGCAGAAAAAAAUGAAAAGAAAGGCCUUAAAGACUGGGAGAAGAGACUGAUCAUAUCAGACAGGGCCCACAUUGUGUUUGACUUCCACCAGGCAGUUGACGGACUCCAGGAGGUACAGAGACAAGCACAGGAAGGGAAAAAUAUUGGAACCACAAAGAAAGGCAUCGGACCAACCUACUCAAGCAAAGCAUCACGUACGGGGCUGCGUAUCUGUGACCUUCUAGCUGAUUUCAAAGACUUUUCUAAGAGGUUCAAGAACCUUGCUCAGCAGUACCAGGCCAUGUUCCCCACAUUGGAGGUAGAUGUUGACGGUCAGCUGAAGAAAUUAAAGGAGUAUGCUGAGCGGAUAAGACCCAUGGUGCGAGACGGUAUCUAUUUCAUGUACGAUGCUAUUAAUGGACCCCCUAAGAAGAUUCUGGUGGAGGGAGCGAACGCUGCCUUGCUUGACAUUGACUUUGGAACAUACCCAUUUGUGACAUCAUCAAACUGCACCGUGGGUGGUGUGUGCACCGGACUGGGCAUCCCACCUCUGAACAUUGGUGAUGUGUAUGGGGUGGUGAAGGCCUACACCACUAGAGUGGGCAUCGGGGCAUUCCCCACAGAACAACUCAAUGAGGUUGGGGAGCUGCUGCAGACGCGGGGCUGUGAGGUGGGUGUGACCACAGGGAGGAAGAGACGCUGUGGAUGGCUGGAUCUGGUCAUCCUGCGUUACGCCAACAUGAUCAACGGGUUCACCGCGUUUGCAUUAACCAAACUUGAUAUCCUUGAUGUGAUGGAUGAAAUCAAAGUGGGAGUGUCUUAUAAGCUCAAUGGCAAAAAGAUUCCCUAUUUCCCAGCUAACAUGGACGUCCUGCAGAAAGUGGAGGUGGAGUACGAGAAACUGCCUGGCUGGAAGAGUGACACCUCAGCCUGUAGGAAGUGGGAAGAUCUGCCAGUCAAAGCCCAGAGCUACAUCCGCUUUGUGGAGAUCCACGUUGGCGUACCCAUCAAAUGGGUUGGAGUGGGCAAGGCCAGGGAGUCUAUGAUCCAGUUGUUCUAGAACACAAGACCUGCAUCAAUCCUUCCUCUCUCAAUGAAGGUGAUUGAGGUGCUAUGGCUUUAUCUGCCCUGGUCAGAUUUCCUCUGUUUUGAAAAUUGUUUUCCUACUUUACGGGGCUGCCGCAGCCACACAAAGUGAGCAAAUAUGUGACUUUGAGACUAGAUGAAUGUUCAGAAAAUACUUCUAUUGAUUGUGUCUCAGUGGCUCUUCUCUUUUGCAAUUUACAAACAAGUUCAAAUAGACUUGUUUAUGACCCAAUUCCUUUCUUUGCACUGAUACAGCAUUUGAGUAUACAUUACUGUCAUGUCAGGUAGCCUACGUUGUUUAGACUUGAAUGAACCUUGGCCAGUAUCUGAUGCCUAAUAUUUGCAUGCUGAUGUAGAACAAUAGCUGAUAUGUGAAACUAUUUUGAACACUGCAAUGGCCAGAAUUAUGUAGUUAUGAGUAUAACAUAAAAAAAUUUAUUCAACCUUUA